AUGCACAGCCCGCUGGCGCUGGAUUCUGCCCAGUUUGUGGUCUCGGACAAGUCGGGACUUCAUCUGCCAAAGGUUUCCAACAAUUUUGAGAAAGGUUCAAUGGAUUCUACUACGGAGGGUUUCAAAACUGCCGUUACUGAGACUAGGGUUUCUUUAAACCUUAAAGAAACGACGGGGCAGGCUUCGAGUGUGGUUCAUGUUGAUGGCUAUGCACAAUCUUCAAGCCCUAAGAAAUCGUUCCCGACUUUGAUGAAGCCGUUGCAAGCUUUAUGGGAGGUUGAAAAGGAGUGGAAACUCAUUCCCAUGGGGAAAAGUUUUUAUUCGAUAGCGUUCUCAUGUGAGGAAGAUAAAGCGAGGGUUAAAAGCAGACCUGUUUGGGAUCUUCUUGCUGGCACGAUGAGGCUUCGGGAAUGGGUUAGAAACUUCAAUCCGUACAAGGAAGUUUCUUCGCUUUGCCAAGUUUGGACCAGGAUUUAUUAUCUCCCAUUAGAGUACUGGACUCUGGAUAUCAGCACUGGAAUUGGAAGAGCUCUUGGCACUCCGAUUAAAGUUGAUAGCGUGACUGCUCUCGGAGAAGUUGGGCACUAUGCUUGCAUCUUGAUUGAAGUUGACCUUGCUGCUAAUUUAUCGGAGGUUCUUCUAAUUGACAGUGAAGAGUGUUCAUUCUAUGUGGAAUUUGACUUUGAACAUCUACCUGCUUUUUGUUCAAAGUGCAAGCUCGCUGGGCAUUCGCUUGAUAAAUGUAAUAAAGUUAAAAAAAGGGCUGAGAGUAAACCAGAAGAUACGAGGGAGAACAGUGAGAAACAUGAGAACGAGGCAGGAAAAGAGAAUGAGGGAUUCAUCACGGUGAAUAGACAUAAUAACUGGAAGCCAAAACAACAACUUGCAAAUAUAGAGGACAAGAACACAGAGGAAGGGGCUAUAAACAGGAGAGAGUCUCCACUAAAAACUCAGAAUGCGUUUCAGAUGCUGGAUGAGGGGAAUGUGGAGUCCGAUUCGGAUGGAGAUUGUUUGAUUGAGGAGGCUCCUAUCUAUGGACCAGACCUUCUUGAUAUUGUGACGAGGAAGGUCUCUGAGGAUCCAUUGGCGGACAGCUUAAUGGUGUUGAGGGGCAAGUGA
Messenger RNA from Salvia miltiorrhiza (redroot sage), 1119 nucleotides. RefSeq lists its product as uncharacterized. The coding region runs from base 1 to 1119 and encodes 372 amino acids. The transcript has a single exon. Lineage: Eukaryota; Viridiplantae; Streptophyta; Magnoliopsida; Lamiales; Lamiaceae. The record is from RefSeq and is a predicted model, not a curated record.